CGAUGCGAAAUGUCAGAAGGGGAAAGUCUUCAGAUUUCUUUUCAGAUUUUAUUCCUUCAUAUCUGGUCAUGCUUAAAACUCUACCUCAUCGGAGUAUACGCAUUGCUUAAAGAACUAGCAGAGAAAACAGUAGUACCUGUGUUUGAGGAUACCAGUGAUGGACUGGUAGCCAUAGUAACAGGGGGAGCAUCUGGCAUUGGAUAUCAAGUUACCAGGAAAUUGGCUCUGAAAAAUGUCCACGUUUUCAUAGCUGGCAGAAGUAAGCAGGAAGCUGAUGAAGCUAUAGCGAAGAUCAGAGCUGAACUGUCAACAGUUAGAGUUCAAUUCCUACACCUGGAUCUAGCAUCUCUGACAUCUGUCCGGUCAUUCGUAGAGAACUUCCAGCACACAGGGUUGCCGCUGCACAUCUUGAUCAACAAUGCUGGGGUUAUGCUGGUUCCCUACUCUGAAACCGAAGAUGGACUGGAGACUCACUUCCAGGUGAACUACCUGUCUCACCUGUACCUCACGUCGCUGCUGCUGAACAAGCUGAAAGCCUCUGGUAAACCAGACAGGUGUGCUCACAUCAUCAACGUGUCCUCCGUUGUACACUGGGUUGCUGAUGCCACCGACAUCCAGCCAAGCCACACAAGUAUAUCUUCGUACUCCCCACAUUCGGCAUACGCAAGUUCCAAACUUGCUGUGAUUAUGUCAACCUACAUACUCAGCCAGUUGCUGAAGGGAGAUAACUCUAAUGUGACUGCCAACUGUCUCCAUCCUGGAGUUGUCAAUACAAAUUUGUAUGACAAUAUACACUGGUCAGUUCGAUGGGUCAUGGAUAUAAUGCGUCAUCUGUUCUUCAAGAAUGCCAUUGAAGCUGCUAACAGUGUGGUGUUCUUGGCACUCUCUCCCUUGGUUGAAAGUCAUACUGGAGGUUACUAUGACAACUGCAAAGUCAGCCAAUCAAAGCACUGUACUUACUCUAAGACAUGUCAAUAUAAUUUAGAAAAAAUGUCUUGUGAACUUCUGGGUAUUCAGAGUUUCAGUCAGACAUCCUGACCAAAUGACUGUCACCAUUUUUGUAUUACCAAUAUAUUUAUUUAUAGUCCUAGUCUGUUGGAGCGAAUAUUGAUGGCACUGAUGCAACCUUUGUUCCCUUUUGUCCUUGAAUCCUCAUUGGAUUUGUCUUUCUGGGGAAUAAUUUGAGCGGAAACUGAUCUUGUAUUAAAAACUUUGUCUUCGAGAAAGAUAGAUCAAUUUGAUGCUCAAUACUGAUUACAAGUUGAUCCAAAUAUUAACAUUUGUCUCGCUAUCUUGGUUUGAUGUUGGAUUUCCAGACAAGAACAAAUUGCCUUGCCAUUCUGAUCACAGCUUCACUAUCACCAUCAUCCCGCUGACGAACCUGCUUGAGUUUGGUGACAGAGGACACACUGUCUGUUUUGGCCCAAUACAGACACAAUGCCAUUACAUUCAAGUCACCAGUUGUGACAACGUAAACAUCUUUUCCCUUUGACCGUCGAAGAUGGCUACAGGAAGAUCUGGGCUAAUACCCAUGGUGAACUGAGCCAUCCCAGAUCAUCACACACAUGAAUUGGGGCUUUGGCACUCAACGCCAACAGCUCUGUCAAGGACAUUGGUCCAAGGAUGUUUUUCUUAGUGCAACUUCAUCACCUUCGGCCCCUGGGAUCUGUCAGUCGAAGACAUCAAUGGAGUGCACAUAUUCCGGCCUCUGAAUUUGUCGACAUCAACACAGAGGUAGAGGUGCGACGAUCUGAGAUGCCCCAAGCUGUUACCCUUGCAUGUUAGGUAUUGGAUGAUUGCCUAACUCAGUACCAAGAAUAUUGCAUAUCGUAAGGGCAACAACGGUUCCUGAUGUUUUGAGCAACAGUUGCAACAUAAUCUGGAUCAACUUAUCACCUGUCCUUGGUCGAAAGAUGGCGAAUACUGGGGAGCAGGCUGGGAGGAAGGUGGUUGGAAUACGUGUUCGAGUGAAUGUUCUACUUUGUUCUAAACUAUUGAUAGAGUGAGUGAGUGACUUUAGUUUUAAGCCGCCUUUAGCAAUAUUCCAGCAAUAUCACGGCAGCAUUUUAUGAUCGAAGAUGGGAGAGAUACGGAUACUAUUGUGUCAAUAUAAGUGUAGAAAUAAGGGGACAUCCUGUGUUUCAGUACCAUUGAUACAGUUAUGUAUUUGAGUGACCCUGUAUAUGUGUGUUUUCUAUUGUAUUAUACAUGUGUUUCAGUACUUUAGUACAAUUACAUACUGUGUCGUCUUCUCAAGUCAUAUUUCUACUCACUGCUCAAAACUAUCGUCAAACAUAUGACUUAUAUGAAAAGAAUACCGACUCAACGUGCACUGGCAUAUGAAAACUUGGCUGACAGCCUGACACACAUGCUCGUUAAAGCGGAUAUAUGUGGCUAGAUUUUUUUUGGUACACACGAAAGAACUAAGUCGGGGAAAAGCGACCGUAGGUCAAAAAUAUUAAAUUGAAUGUAACCGAAUACAAUAGCUGUUAUCUCUACUGUCAUUUUAUGGGCAUUUGUCUCUGCAAGAUUAAGAAGACAGCCAAUGUACAGUUACGUCAUGUAUAUUUUGAUUUCAUGUAAUGUAUUUGCUAAAAUAUAAUAUAUCGUUUUGA
Molecule: messenger RNA, 2615 nt
Organism: Haliotis rubra (blacklip abalone)
Lineage: Eukaryota; Metazoa; Mollusca; Gastropoda; Lepetellida; Haliotidae
Product: dehydrogenase/reductase SDR family member on chromosome X-like
Exons: 7
Coding region: 10-1038 (342 amino acids)
Source: RefSeq, a predicted model, not a curated record